Messenger RNA from Arabidopsis lyrata subsp. lyrata, 1251 nucleotides. RefSeq lists its product as uncharacterized. The coding region runs from base 576 to 983 and encodes 135 amino acids. Lineage: Eukaryota; Viridiplantae; Streptophyta; Magnoliopsida; Brassicales; Brassicaceae. The record is from RefSeq and is a predicted model, not a curated record. The transcript has a single exon.
UGUGUUUUAUUCAACGACAAUACUUUUCCAUUUCUAACACAUUUCCACAUUAGAUUAUAAAAGAUCAUACAAUAAACUAAAAAUUACAAUAAACUAAAAUUACCGCCUUCAUUUAUUUACUGUGCUUAAUUACUACGGAAAAAUCUUUUGUCACCGACACCGUUAACAAUGUAUUACCUACCACUAUUACUUGUGCAGGUCACACCAUUUUAGAGCUAUGGUUUGAAAUCAGAAUCAAUGCCUUAGGCCAACAACGACAAAGUAAACAAAAUUGAAAAUUUGCCCUUUUCUAUACUGAAAACAGAAUAUCCUCUUUUUUUUUUUUUUUGUGACCUUUCAAAUUUUAGUUUAAACACACUUUUGGUACGAGGACUUUGUCUGUGAAGACUAGUAGAGAGAAGACAAAAGCCCUCUCUGUGAAGAAGCACAAUCAUGGCUUCCCACAAACUUUUGUUAAGAGAGAAAAACGUGAAACCCACCUGCUGCCAAAUAUCCAAAUUCAUGGCUACAAAAGAGAACCCACCUGAGGCGCAAAGCAACACAUUCUCUCUUUGCUUUCGUUUUAAUAGCACGAGAUGAGAGCCACAGCAUCACUAGUUACAUUUAAUCAGACGAUUAUGCGGCGUUGUAAAAAUCUCCUGAUAAGAAUCACCAGGAGCUGUCCCAGACGACAUUACCGGCAUUUGAAACUUCAGAAAGCGUCUUCUUCCUCUUCAUCAUCAUCAUCUGGGAAGCAAGGCACCAAAGUGUUGGCUUCGUUCUUCCUCUCCUUCCAAAAGAAGAAGCAAAAGAAGGAGAAGAUGAAGCGGCUUAACGAACUCAGGAGUUUCUCGGAUGCCGUCAGUGAAAGGAAGGCGUCAAAUCCUGAAUCAAGAAAGAAGGUAUUCCCAUCUUCUUGGCUUUGUCAAGGUAAGGCUCAUUCACAAGAAGUCUCACAAGGUCAUGAUCCACCUAGAGACAGCACCAGCGCAUUCCUUCCAUGACUCAUAUGCCAAAACAACGCUUACAUGGAUCAUAUGUAUUGCUUUCAAUUUGAUUACAUGGAUGUUGUAGGAUCUCUAACUGUCAUAGUUUUUUACACUAAGACCCUAAGACCCUAAUCUGACUCUUUCAGGAUGUAUGAUGAAUGCAAAGUAAAUUCUUUGUAGUGCAGAAUCUUAAUAAGAUUGAUAUGUAUGAUUCAAUAAAUCUAUCGAAAAAACUUUGAAUUAGAAUCAUAAAUAAUUAUAGUUGAAGAAUCCAAAUAAUUUC